AUGUCUGAACCCAUUAGAAAUAAAAAAGCAGAUUUCCCGGUUGCUCCGACGCCGCAAAACACUCCGGCUAACAAUGCCCCUAUCUCGUCUCACGCCCAACAACCCGGAGUCGACAGCAUAAAAGAAGAAUCCCUUGAUCAUGCUGCCGCCGCUUCUCUUUUUGCCAGGAACCCUGGGCUUGUUUCGAUGAUCCAAGGGAAACUGGGAUCGCUUGUUGGCCGCUCAUCGGGCUACAUUGAAUCUUUACCAGCACCUGUGCGCCGCCGCGUGGCUGGUCUGAAGGGCAUUCAGAAAGAUCACGCCAAACUUGAAGCCCAGUUCCAGGAGGAAGUAUUAGAGCUUGAAAAGAAGUACUUCGCGAAGUUCACUCCUCUGUACCAGAGACGUGCUACAAUAAUCAAUGGCGCUGCGGAGCCGACCGACCCUGAGGUUGAAGCGGGUAAAGGAGAUGACGAGGAGGAAGAUGCGGAUGUCAAGGUUGAGGAUGAGUCGAAAAAGGAGGACGACAAAGAAUCCCAAGCAGCUGGAAUCCCAGAAUUCUGGCUCUCCGCCAUGAAAAACCAGAUUUCUCUUGCGGAAAUGAUCACUGAACGGGAUGAAGAAGCCCUUAAGCAUCUCACCGACAUUAGAAUGGAAUAUCUCGAUCGCCCAGGCUUCCGUCUCAUUUUUGAGUUUUCGGAGAACGCUUUCUUCAGCAACAAUACCAUCUCCAAGACCUACUAUUACAAAGAAGAGAACGGAUACGGUGGUGAUUUUAUCUACGACCAUGCCGAGGGCACUAAAAUUGAUUGGAAGCCCGACCAAGAUCUCACCGUCCGUGUGGAAAGCAAAAAACAGAGAAACAAGAACACCAAGCAGACUCGCGUCGUGAAGAUUACCGUCCCCACCGAGUCCUUCUUCAACUUCUUUUCUCCUCCGCAGCCCCCCACAGAUGAUGAUGAUACUGUCACCACCGACAUUGAGGAGCGUCUUGAACUCGACUACCAGCUUGGCGAAGAUAUCAAAGAGAAACUCAUCCCCCGCGCCAUUGAUUGGUUUACAGGCGAGGCACUUCAGUUCGAGGAGCUGGGUGACGAUAUGGACCCGGAUGAGUUUGAAGAUGAGGACGAUGAAGAUGAGGAGGACGAAGAGGACGAAGAUGAGGACGAUAGAAAAUCGGAUCGGGACAUGGACGAUGACUCCGACGAAGAGGACGGUACUUCCAAGCCCAAGAAAGAGGCGGCCGAAUGCAAACAAAGCUGA
This is a messenger RNA of Aspergillus affinis, 1242 nucleotides long. It is a transcript of the gene nap1, whose product is annotated as histone chaperone NAP1. NCBI's taxonomy places the organism in Eukaryota, Fungi, Ascomycota, Eurotiomycetes, Eurotiales, Aspergillaceae. Gene Ontology annotation, molecular function: chromatin binding; histone binding. The record is from RefSeq and is a predicted model, not a curated record. The transcript has 5 exons. Gene Ontology annotation, cellular component: chromatin; nucleus. Gene Ontology annotation, biological process: nucleosome assembly. The coding region runs from base 1 to 1242 and encodes 413 amino acids.